AGCCGGGUGCAUUGUGGCCGUUGCCCGGGGGGAGGUGGUCGCGGCGCCCCGCACUCGGCGGUUGUUAGGGUGCCGCUCGCCGCUGGUCGUUACAGCGAGGAGCUGGUGGCGCUCAGGCUGCACCCGGGGUUGGUGAGCAGCCACCAUGUCGAUCUUCACCCCCACGAACCAGAUCCGCCUCACCAAUGUGGCGGUGGUACGCAUGAAGCGCGCCGGGAAGCGCUUCGAAAUCGCCUGCUACAAAAACAAGGUCGUCGGCUGGCGGAGUGGCGUGGAAAAAGACCUUGAUGAAGUUCUACAGACCCACUCAGUGUUUGUAAAUGUUUCUAAAGGCCAGGUUGCAAAGAAGGAAGAUCUCCUCAGUGCAUUUGGAACAGAUGACCAAACUGAAAUCUGUAAGCAGGUGGGUUCUUCCAGCAGCAGCAUAACUGACCCUAAUAUCCAUCUGUAGUGUUAAGUACUUGUAGUAUGUUAA
Molecule: messenger RNA, 475 nt
Organism: Galeopterus variegatus (Sunda flying lemur)
Lineage: Eukaryota; Metazoa; Chordata; Mammalia; Dermoptera; Cynocephalidae
Product: ribosome maturation protein SBDS-like
Exons: 2
Coding region: 146-451 (101 amino acids)
Source: RefSeq, a predicted model, not a curated record